This is a messenger RNA of Fusarium proliferatum ET1, 1461 nucleotides long. RefSeq lists its product as uncharacterized. Gene Ontology annotation, biological process: transmembrane transport. The record is from RefSeq and is a predicted model, not a curated record. Gene Ontology annotation, cellular component: membrane. The transcript is spliced from 2 exons. NCBI's taxonomy places the organism in Eukaryota, Fungi, Ascomycota, Sordariomycetes, Hypocreales, Nectriaceae. Bases 1 to 1461 code for a protein of 486 amino acids. Gene Ontology annotation, molecular function: transmembrane transporter activity.
AUGACUACAGACGUGAAAGAACCCGUUCUCGACACUGAGCUUGGUGUACUCAACAGCACCCCAGCAGAUCCAUACCUCGUCGCUUUCAAUGAACUCGACAGCGAUAAUCCCAAGAACUGGCCCGAAAAGCGGAAAUGGGCGGUAACAAACGUUCUCUCAAUAACAGGCUUCAACCGCAUCCUCGUCUCUACAGUAAUGGCUCCCGCACUCUCUGUCAUCGCUAAGGACCUCGACAUGACAGCGACUCAAUCCGUCAUGGCCCUGAGUAUCUACCUUUUAGCAACUGCCUUUGGUCCUCUGGUCAUUGGACCAUUAUCUGAGGUCUAUGGACGCAAGACAAUUCUUCACGUAUCCAAUAUCUGGUUCCUGGUAUGGAAUCUUGCGUGCGGGUUCGCAAACUCGAAGGAGAUGCUUAUCGGCACACGCUUCCUCGCUGGCUUUGGCGCAAGUGCUGUUUAUGCUCUUGGAGGCGGUGUUCUAGGCGACAUCUGGCGUCCUGACCAGCGUGGCAAGUCUCUUGGAUGGUACUCUGUCAUUCCUCUCAUCGGGGCCGCAACCGGCCCUAUCAUUGGCGGUUUCAUGACUGAUCGGAUUUCUUGGCGAUGGAUGUUCUGGUCUACUUCCAUGUUCCAAGUCGCAAUGGCUGCUAUCUCUUUCACCACGUUCCGCGAGACAUACGCCCCUGCAAUUCUUAAGAAGCGGGCUAAGAAAUUGCGCAAAGAGACCGGCCAGCCAUAUUAUACUUACGCGGAGCGAACACAAGAGGGACAUACUUUGAGAAAGGUCCUCACCCAAGCUAUGACCCGUCCCCUUCGUCUUUUAGCCUUCCAUCCCAUCAUCCAAGUCGCUGCUGUCAUCUCCGCCAUUGGCUAUGGUCUUUUGUACAUCGUUCUCUCAAGUUUCGCAGAGAUUUGGACACAGCAAUAUGGACAAUCGGUUGAGAUAAGUGGCCUCCACUACAUCUCAUGUGCAUUGGGUGAAUUAGCAGCGUCACAAAUCGGCGCGCCGUUGAUGGACUACUGGUUCCGUAGAACUGAGCGUCGCAAUGGCCAGCAUCUACCAGAAAACAGAGUACCACUUAUGGCGAUGGGUGCUUUCAUCGCGCCAAUUGGCUUCAUCGUCUAUGGCUGGUGCGCUGAGUUCAGAGUCCACUGGGCAUGGGUUGAUGUAGCCAUGUUCAUUACCUGUUUCGGCAUGCAGAUCUCUGGUAUGCCGUUGCAAGCGUACUUGAUCGAUGCUUAUCCGGAUCAUACUUCAAGUGCUAUCGCGGCGGAGCAGUUUCCUCGCAGUCUGGCUGCUUUCUUGUUCCCGCUGUUUACGCCAAAGAUGUAUGCUGCUCUUGGGUAUGGAUGGGGGAACAGUGCUAUGGCGUUUGCCGAGCUGGCGCUCGAGUUGGCUGCGCCGUUGUUGCUGUGGAAGGUUGGAGCAAGCCUACGUGCGAGGGCAACGUCGAGUCUAUAG